AUUUUUUGCCCUUUUGUUGGGUCUGACUCGGACUAGUGACACUUCCGUCUCAGCUCGAAUAUUUUUAUCUGGAAUGGCUGUCGGUUCUUGAGAUGAUACCACCACUGAAUGUCUCCUUGUCAUUGUCUAGUCCAACCUAGACAUGUGGAUAUCCACAAGGUUCCGGCAAAACCUUUUUCAGGUCAUGUCGGGCAUGGAGCUGAAGCACCAUGAACAGCCCGUGGUUCUGAGAGAGGACAACGGCCGCCGGCGCCGGAGGAUGAAGCCGCGCAGCUCCGCAGCCAGCCUGUCCUCCAUGGAGCUCAUCCCCAUCGAGUUCGUGCUGCCCACCAGCCAGCGCAACAGCAAGACCCCUGAGACGGCGCUGCUGCACGUGGCCGGCCACGGCAACGUGGAGCAGAUGAAGGCCCAGGUGUGGCUGCGCGCGCUGGAGACCAGCGCGGCGGCGGACUUCUACCACCGGCUCGGGCCGGACCACUUCCUCCUGCUCUACCAGAAGAAGGGCCAGUGGUACGAGAUCUACGACAAGCACCAGGUGGUGCAGACCCUGGACUGCCUGCGCUACUGGCAGGUGCUGCACCGGAGCCCGGGCCAGAUCCACGUGGUGCAGCGGCGCGCGCCCUCCGAGGAGACGCUGGCCUUCCAGCGGCAGCUCACCGCCCUGAUCGGCUACGACGUCACCGACGUCAGCAACGUGCACGACAACGAGCUCGAGUUCACGCGCCGCCGCCUGGUCACGCCGCGCAUGGUCGAGGUGGCUGGCCGCGACCCCAAGCUCUACGCCAUGCACCCGUGGGUGACCUCCAAGCCCCUCCCGGAGUAUCUGCUGAAGAAGAUCACCAACAACUGCAUCUUCAUCAUCAUUCACCGGAGCACCACCAGCCAGACCAUCAAGGUCUCGGCCGACGACACCCCAGGCACCAUCCUCCAGAGCUUCUUCACGAAGAUGGCCAAGAAGAAGUCUCUGAUGGAUAUCCCGGAGAGCCAAAGCGAACAGGAUUUUGUGCUGCGCGUCUGCGGCCGGGACGAGUACCUGGUAGGUGAAACGCCCAUCAAAAACUUCCAGUGGGUGAGGCAUUGCCUCAAGAACGGAGAGGAGAUUCACCUGGUGCUGGACUCGCCUCCAGACCCAGCCCUGGACGAGGUGAGGAGAGAAGAGUGGCCACUGGUGGACGACUGCACGGGAGUCACUGGCUACCACGAGCAGCUGACCAUUCACGGGAAGGACCACGAGAGUGUGUUCACCGUGUCCCUGUGGGACUGCGACCGGAAGUUCAGGGUCAAAAUCAGAGGCAUUGAUAUCCCUGUCCUGCCCCGGAACGCCGACCUCACGGUUUUUGUGGAGGCAAACAUCCAGCACGGGCAGCAGGUCCUUUGCCAGAGGAGAACCAGCCCCAAACCCUUCACGGAGGAGGUGCUCUGGAACGUAUGGCUUGAGUUCAGUAUCAAAAUCAAAGACUUACCCAGAGGGGCUCUACUGAACCUCCAGAUCUACUGCAGCAAAGCUCCAGCGCUGUCUGGCAAGGCCUCUGCAGAGACUCCCGGUUCCGAGUCCAAAGGCAAAGCUCAGCUUCUCUAUUACGUGAACCUGCUGCUGAUAGACCACCGGUUCCUGCUGCGCCACGGGGAGUAUGUGCUCCACAUGUGGCAGAUUUCCGGAAAGGGAGAAGACCAAGGGAGCUUCAAUGCAGACAAGCUCACGUCGGCAACCAACCCAGACAAGGAGAACUCCAUGUCCAUCUCCAUUCUUCUGGACAACUACUGUCACCCAAUCGCCUUGCCUAAGCAUCGGCCCACCCCUGACCCCGAAGGGGACCGGGUUCGAGCGGAAAUGCCCAACCAGCUUCGGAAGCAACUGGAAGCGAUCAUAGCCACUGAUCCACUUAACCCUCUCACGGCAGAGGACAAAGAAUUGCUCUGGCAUUUUAGGUAUGAAAGUCUUAAGCAUCCAAAGGCCUAUCCUAAACUGUUUAGCUCCGUAAAAUGGGGACAGCAAGAAAUUGUAGCCAAAACAUACCAACUGUUAGCCAGACGGGAGGUCUGGGACCAAAGUGCUUUGGAUGUUGGGUUAACGAUGCAACUCCUGGACUGCAACUUUUCGGAUGAAAACGUAAGAGCCAUCGCAGUUCAGAAACUGGAGAGCUUGGAGGACGAUGAUGUCCUGCAUUACCUGCUACAGCUGGUCCAGGCUGUGAAAUUUGAACCAUAUCAUGACAGCGCCCUGGCCCGAUUUCUGCUGAAGCGAGGCUUAAGAAACAAAAGAAUUGGUCAUUUCUUGUUUUGGUUCUUGAGAAGCGAGAUAGCCCAGUCCAGGCACUAUCAGCAGAGGUUCGCCGUGAUCCUGGAAGCCUAUCUGAGGGGCUGCGGCACGGCCAUGCUACACGACUUCACCCAACAAGUUCAAGUGAUCGAGAUGCUGCAGAAGGUCACCAUUGAUAUUAAAUCGCUCUCUGCUGAAAAGUAUGAUGUCAGUUCCCAAGUUAUUUCACAACUUAAGCAAAAGCUCGAAAACCUGCAGAAUUCAAAUCUCCCAGAAAGCUUUAGAGUGCCGUAUGACCCUGGACUGAAGGCAGGAGCAUUAGUGAUUGAAAAAUGCAAAGUGAUGGCCUCCAAGAAAAAGCCCCUGUGGCUUGAGUUUAAAUGUGCUGACCCUACAGCCCUAUCCAAUGAAACGAUUGGAAUCAUCUUUAAACAUGGUGAUGAUCUGCGCCAAGACAUGCUGAUUUUACAGAUUCUACGAAUCAUGGAAUCCAUUUGGGAGACUGAAUCUUUGGAUCUGUGCCUCCUGCCAUAUGGUUGCAUUUCAACUGGGGACAAAAUAGGCAUGAUCGAGAUCGUGAAAGAUGCCACGACAAUUGCUAAAAUUCAGCAAAGCACAGUGGGCAACACGGGCGCAUUCAAAGAUGAGGUCCUGAAUCACUGGCUCAAAGAAAAAUGCCCUAUCGAAGAAAAGUUUCAGGCAGCCGUGGAGAGAUUUGUUUAUUCCUGCGCUGGCUACUGUGUGGCUACCUUUGUUCUUGGAAUAGGCGACAGGCACAACGACAAUAUUAUGAUCACAGAGACAGGAAACCUAUUUCAUAUUGACUUUGGACACAUUCUUGGGAAUUACAAAAGUUUCCUGGGCAUUAAUAAAGAGAGAGUGCCAUUUGUGCUAACCCCAGACUUCCUGUUUGUGAUGGGAACCUCUGGAAAGAAGACAAGCCUGUACUUCCAGAAAUUUCAGGACGUCUGCGUCAAGGCUUACCUAGCCCUUCGUCACCACACAAACCUGCUGAUCAUCCUGUUCUCCAUGAUGCUGAUGACGGGAAUGCCCCAGUUAACAAGCAAAGAAGAUAUCGAAUAUAUUCGGGAUGCCCUAACAGUGGGGAAGAAUGAGGAGGAAGCUAAGAAGUAUUUCCUUGAUCAGAUUGAAGUUUGCAGGGACAAAGGAUGGACGGUGCAGUUUAACUGGUUCCUGCACCUUGUUCUGGGCAUCAAACAAGGAGAGAAACAUUCAGCCUAAUUCUCCGGGCUAGAAUGCAAAACCCGUUCGUGUCCUAAAGCUUUAAGUCAGCAUGUCCGUCAUCGGACUCGGAUCUAAAAUGUAACAGGACAUCAUGAAGGCUGGCACCUGAGAAAGACAGCCCUGUUCCUGGCUGAACUCUUCACAGGAAGAAAACAUUGGCAUGUCAGAUUGUCUCAGGCACGUUCGGUUUUAGGCUUACGCGCAGGUUUCUUUUUUUCUCAUUCGCCUCGGUGAUGUUGGAGAACAUUCUUAGUUUAAACACAUUACUUCCUCA
Callorhinus ursinus (northern fur seal) is the source of this 3779-nucleotide messenger RNA. The record is from RefSeq and is a predicted model, not a curated record. NCBI's taxonomy places the organism in Eukaryota, Metazoa, Chordata, Mammalia, Carnivora, Otariidae.